AUGUCAGCACACACACGUCCCUUCUCCGCGCGACCAGUUUCCUCGCGUCCCGCAACCAGCAUGUCGCGGGCUUGGAAUGCACAGUCGCGACCCACUACGGCACGUCCUCAGACAGCCGCGUCCAUUAGGCAUGAGUCCAGCUACAUUAUCGCCGUGCUUGAAGGCAGAGGUGUUGCUCGUGAAGUUGGGAUCGCUGCUUUGGAGAAAGAUACAGGCAGGGUGUCUCUUAUACAACUCGCAGACAGUCCGACUUAUGUCAAAACAAUACAUCAACUUCAUCUGCACUCACCAUCUCUCAUUCUCGUCCCAGAUACAUUUCUGUCGGUUGCGGAUGUCUCCCUAGCCUCAGGAGGCAAGAAGCCUCCAACGACCUCAAUCCUCGUUCAAUGCAUGAUGGAAGAGUUUGACAUACCAAUUGAACCAGUACUCAGAAAAUAUUGGAACGAGACUGCAGGGCUUGACUUCGUCAACCAACUGAUCGUAGACGAUGAGGAAGGCGCCGCCACACUCGUCGCCGCAUCGAGCAAAUACUACGCACUCUCAGCAGCCAGCGCCCUCUUUAAGCACGCUGAAGCGAAGCUCAACCUGCGCUUUGCCGCUGGCUCUCUGCUUAUUCGCUACGUGCAGGUAAAUGGGACAAUGAUGAUAGAUCCAGAGACUGCCCGUAAUUUGGAGCUUGUCGGCAACAUGUCCAAUAAGAAAUCAUCACAUUCACUUUUUGGCCUGCUGAACUAUACCUAUACUGCCAUGGGUGCUAGGCUCUUACGCGUCAAUAUUCUUGCUCCUCUCACUGUGCACUCAUCCAUCGAAGCUCGAUUGGACGUCGUUGAGGAACUCAUACAAAGCGAAGAUCGCUUCAAUGAAGUGAAGAACGCUCUGAAAACAUUCAAUAAGAUGGACUUUGACAAGCUCAUUUGUUCUCUUGCCGCCUCAGAAGCCAGAGAGACAACGAAUGCGAAACCUGCUGCUGCUCGCGUAGCUCAGAUGCUCAACUUGCGCAACAUCGUGAAGGGCUUACCCCUCUUGGCAAACACUUUACAAGGCAGCCGCUCAGAGUUACUCAAUAUUGUGGCAGAUAUGAUCAGUGAUGAACGCCUAGAGAAGAUCGAACGACUCGUGCGGCAGAGUCUCAAUGAGGAAGCUGUGCCCGCGAAGGGUGGGAUCGGUGCUGUCAACGCUCGCGUGUACGCCGUCAAGGCAAAUUAUAACCGCUUAUUGGAUGUCGCACGUGAGACAUACAAGGAGAAUGUGGGCGACAUAUUCUCCCUUAACCGCGAGCUUUCGGAGCAGCACAAUCUGCCAAUCACCCUUGUAUAUCAGGAGACCGGCUUCGUGUUUGCUUUGAAGAAGACUGACCUUGAAGGAGAGCUCCCAAAAGGAUUCAUCAACGUCACAAUGCAGAAAGGCCGAUGGUUGUUUUCCAGUGUUGAAUUGAAAAAACGGAACGCUCGAAUGAAGGACGCGCUCGAUGAGACGUUGAUCCUCAGUGAUAGAAUCAUACAGGAGUUGACGGUUGAACUCGUGGUAGAUAUUGGGGCGCUGUACAAAGCGUCAGAGGCUGUGGCAAUACUCGACAUGUUGUGGUCCUUUGCGCAUGCCUCCAUUCUGCGGCCUGAAUUUACAGGGACGCUAGCCAUCAAGGCAGGUCGACAUCCGAUACUGGAAAGCGUUCAGUCCGCAGGGACACUGGUACCCAACGACGUGUUCUGUUGCGAAGCAUCCUCCUUCCAGAUUGUACAGGGACCAAACUCAGGAAAGAGUACGUAUCUUCGACAAAUCGGUUUGCUAACAGUCGUGGCCAUGUGUGGCUGCUUCGUCCCUGCCGAAUAUGGAAGCUUCAGGUUACAUGACGCCUUACUCACUCGGCUAUCCAAUGACGACGAUAUUGAGAAGAGCCUUAGUACAUUUGCCAAUGAGAUGGCUGCAUCGGCAAUGAUCCUAGGAAUCGCAACUCCGAACUCACUCAUUCUGAUUGACGAGCUUGGUCGUGGUACCUCCCCUAGAGAUGGUGUCGGCAUCUCACACGCCAUAGCAGAAGAACUCAUCAGGUUGAAGUCAUAUGUAUUUUUCGCAACACACUUCAAUGAAUUGACCACGACGCUGUCCCGUCAACCUUCCGUCGUGAAUCUACACCUUGCGGUGCAGAAAACGCGCCGCACCACUUCCAACAUUGGGAUGUCCUUCCAGUACAGGAUCGUCGACGGAGCCCCAGACGACUCUGGUCACUAUGGCUUAGAAUUAGCCCGCCUCGCUGAUCUGCCCGAGGACGUCAUUGUCGAGGCUCAACGAGUAGCAGACAAGCUCAGCGAGUUGGAGGAACGCGAACAUCGCGAAAGUCACACGAAUAAGAUUGCAGUUCGCCGCAAGGCACUUCUCAGGCUCCGCACUCAGUUGACACAGGCGCUUGAUCACUCGACGCUCCCGGAUGAAGAACUCGCAGCAUAUCUCGCGCGCUUCCAGAAAGAUAUCACGCAGGUUCUUCAUGAUACUUUGUAA
Molecule: messenger RNA, 2496 nt
Organism: Postia placenta MAD-698-R-SB12
Lineage: Eukaryota; Fungi; Basidiomycota; Agaricomycetes; Polyporales; Adustoporiaceae
Exons: 24
Coding region: 1-2496 (831 amino acids)
Biological process (GO): reciprocal meiotic recombination; mismatch repair
Cellular component (GO): nucleus
Molecular function (GO): ATP-dependent DNA damage sensor activity; mismatched DNA binding; ATP binding
Source: RefSeq, a predicted model, not a curated record